This is a messenger RNA of Pimephales promelas (fathead minnow), 5191 nucleotides long. NCBI's taxonomy places the organism in Eukaryota, Metazoa, Chordata, Actinopteri, Cypriniformes, Leuciscidae. The record is from RefSeq and is a predicted model, not a curated record.
AACGAUUCGUUUGGGAAUCGGACAUCGCUACGCUGUGAACCGAGCGUUGAAUUAUGCAUUCGGACUAACAAGGGAAAGUGAUGCUCAGAGAGGAGGACAGGACUCGGAGAAGAUGCAUUAAAGGGCGAUGAAGUUAUGUGAAGCGGUCUCUCGUAGAAGCGUUAUACGCACGUAUGAUUAAUUUAAUAUAGUGUUUUAUUGCUACGCAUGUAGCCUACAACACGGGGUGGAUUUUAUUGCAAAGGAAAAACGAUAGCCGAUAUCGGAUGGUCGGUGAAAGGAAGAGAGAGUGAGUAAGACAGGGGUAGCAUAUGUGAUUUUAAUGAUGACUUACAGUCUACAGCGGACCGUCACUUAAUUUUGAAUUAACCUACAGCUUGAAUAGCGUGGAACUUCGCAAUUCUGAGGAAAUAAUAGAAAGGAAAAAAAGGUUUUAUUCUGGCAAGAGAGAGAUGGAUGGAGAAACAGGCAAAGGAAGGGCUCUCUGAUGAAAAGAACAACCUCCCUUUGGACUAAAGAAAAAAACAAUGAAUGUGGUUUUUCCUUGACUGGAAGGGACUCCACUUCAGUUAGCGAGGACAUCUGAGGACUCUUCAUUCCUAAAGCCAAUGACAGUGAACAAUGGCACAUCAUUACAAAUAACGUUUUGUGGCUUUUAAUUCUGAGUGAGGAAGAGAAGUCAGAUAUUUUAUGAGCCUGCGUGACGUGAAAGCGGAUUUGAAGUACUGGCUCGCAACCCAACUGGUUAGUUGGAAUCCAUGAGGAACGUGGGUGAGAUAUCUAAUAGUUUUUCCAUUUUGAGGGCCAUUUUAUUGACAAAAGGUCAGCCUAUUAUUGCUGAUUUCAAUGAUUCAACUGAUUGGAUAGUCCUUACGAAUCUCCUGGACCGGGAAUCUCCUCUGGAAUAACGUCGCUCAGGACGUACACGGUUGCAUCUCACUGAUUCUCAGACAUCAACUCAAUGAGAAGAAGCAUUCUCGCAGUCUGGCAAACAACAGACAGUCAAACAGCAGGACAGAGAUCCAGUGAGUCGAUGUGGAGUCCAUUAGCUUUCACUGCCAGAUCUCCCUCAGAGCUGAAGCAGCACCUAUUCAGCCUCAGUGUCAGAAGGUGAAAGAAAACACGCUCCAAGUCUAAAGUCCAAAUGGACUUCUGAAUCAUCUUCCUUAAAGAACCAUUAUAUUGGUUGAAUUGUGCUACAAAAGGCAAGCGGAGGCGAGGAGAGCUUGCUGGUUGCAUGAUGGCUCCUGAAGGUAUAGGGGAGCUUCGAGACUUACUCUUCUUUCUGCUGCUGUGCUUCACACUAUUGGCUGAGCUAUUGGAGAUGUCUGCAGCUUCCUCACUGGGAUUGGAUGGUGAAGGUGACAUAGUGUGCCCUUCUGUGUGUCGCUGCGACGAGGACUUUAUUUACUGCAACGACCGCGGAUUGAGCGCAAUCCCACCUCUGCCACCAUCUGCAACUGUCCUUUAUCUUCAGAACAAUCACAUUGACAAUGCAGGGCUUCCUAAGUCCUUGGAGUAUCACACUACCGUGCGUGUUAUAUAUCUCUACGAUAACGAGCUCGAUGACUUUCCAUUGAAUUUGCCACCUUCAUUAAGAGAGCUCCACCUCCAGGACAACAACAUUAGAGUGUUGCAAAGGGCUGCACUUGCUAGACUUCCGCUCCUUGAAAAGUUGCAUUUGGACGACAACUCGGUCUCGACAGUGAGUAUCGAGGACCAGGCCUUUGCGGACAACCCUAGAUUACGUCUCCUCUUCCUUUCCAGAAACCACCUCUCCAGCAUCCCAUCUGGUCUUCCGGCCUCACUUGAAGAACUCCGUUUAGACGACAACCGAAUCUCUACUAUUCCCACUCAUGCCUUCCGAGGUUUGUCCUCUUUACGCCGCCUGGUCUUGGACGGUAAUCUUUUAGCUAAUCAACGUAUAGCUGAUGAUACCUUCUCACGUCUGGCAAACUUAACAGAACUCUCCCUGGUCCGCAAUUCGCUUCAAACACCCCCACUUAACUUGCCCAGUGCCCAUCUGCAGAGACUCUCCCUUCAGGACAAUAACCUCAUACACAUGCCUCGGGGCUCUCUUGAUGGAAUGCGCAGACUACAACGGCUAGAUCUUUCCGGAAACAAUCUGACUACCCUUCCCAGAGGAUUGUUCAGGGACUUGGACAACCUGGGGCAGCUGCUUGUGCGAGGAAACCCAUGGCACUGUGGGUGCAACUUGCGCUGGCUGCAUGACUGGCUGGAGGCAAAGGGGAACACAAUUACCGUGAGAGGCUUCAUCUGCCAGACACCAGAGCGAGUCCGAGACAUGGCGCUUAGAGACCUCACGAAUCAGAUGGAUGAAUGUGAGUUGGCUGCUGCAGGUGGUGGGGGAGUAGGUACAGGUGUUGGCGUUGGUGGUAACAGGGCGGCGGGAGUCAUUUCGACCACUCUUUCUCCCCCUCAAGGGUCCCUGUUCACUCUCAGGUCCAAGCGACCAGGACUGGGUCUUCCAGAAACAGGGUUGGACUACACAUUAAGCAGCAGUGGUGUGGGCAAGAACCUAGCCCUGAAUGUGAAACCCCUAUCCCAUGACAGCAUCCGUGUUACUUGGAGUGUAGCGCAAACAUCUUCUUCCUUUCGAUUAAGCUGGCUUCGCCUGGGAACUAGCUCUGCCAUGGGGUCCAUCACAGAAACUUUGGUUAGGGGUGACCGGCGGGAGUACCUUCUCACUUCCCUGCAGCCUGCUUCCAGCUACAUCAUUUGCAUGGUGCCUCUAGUGUCUAACAGUGGAAGCAGAAGUAGUUUGCCUGGGGGGGACACAGAAUCAAAUGAGGUUUCAGUUUGUGCCAGAACAGAAACGUCUGAUCCCGGCCUGCCUGAUGAGGAAAAAGGUGAAGAAGAUGGCUCUGAUCAAAUGACUUCCCUGCCACUUGCAGGAAUCAUUGGAGGUGCCACGGCGAUAGUUUCCCUCGCUCUCAUCAUCGCCAUUUUCUGCUGGUACGGGCACCGUGCGGGGCGCCUCAAAUCACGAGACCAUUACAGUCAUAGUGGCUCUCGCAAGAGCAAACACUAUGAUGACUACAUUGAGUCAGGCACAAAGAAAGACAACACCAUCUUAGAGAUCAGAGGUCCUGGAUUUCAGAUGACACCAAUGGCAACAAGGCAGACCCUUCAACCCAAACCAGUGCGAGAGGAUUACAUUAUACACACAAUCUUCCCUUCGAACGGCACAGGUCCAUACAAGCCAUCCCAAAACAUGACCAACUCUGGCUAUGGUACCAACCGUGGCUAUAGAGAAGGAGGCAUUCCAGAUAUAGAUUACUCUUACACAUGAUAGCUUUGAUUUAGAAACCAUCAUUAGGAGUCAUGUAUUGCAUAGAUACACAGUUUUUAAUCAACAUGGGCUCGGCUGAAUCCCUUUGUGCCUUCUGGUCUCCAUUACAAUGUAGCCUGCUGUUCAUGAGACUAUAAAACUUUUAAUUGGCCCAGAUGCUUAUAGGGAAGCAUUAUAAAUGUGGUGCCAGGAGGCAAUGAUGCCAUUUCAGGUGGCGAUACCAAAUGCUAUUUUCACCUCCCGGUGUAAUGAUCAGUAUCCCUGACAUUGCUGUUUUAUCUCUGGCUGGUGCACUGAGGUGGAUUCAAGGGCAGCCCACACUGCAUUCAGCUUACAGACUGUUUAUAAAGCUAAAUGCAUAUAAAGGCAGCCUUCUCAUCGGUUGCUAAAUAACCAACCUGCUAUUCGUUUUAAUAGUUUUCUCCUGAGAUAAAUGUUCCUGAGUCGAGGAUUUGAGUCCUGCAUAAAGCAAGAUAACCUCUUUGUUCAGAGAAACUGGAAAUGUGUUGUGGCAAGCGAUCCCUCUGGAAAAUUCAUGGGCUCACAUGCAUAUUUGUUUUUGGAGAUAUGAGCUGCAGAACACAACUACUAUUCCUAAUAAAGAAGGAGUGUCUGGACCAGGCAACGACACGACCCUGAAAAACUACAGCGAGUUUUGAAAUGCCUCAAAAACUAAAUUUGAAAUCUUAAACACCUGAAAGCUGCCUGAUGCUACUAUGAUAACGUCCAACAAGACUGUUUUACCUUCAGACUGGUAUAAAGUUGAAAGGAUGAAUAUGUGUCUUGAGGACUUUCAAUUUUUAAGAUUGCAACUGAACCCUGGUGUGUUGAUAGAUACAAACAACGCAAGUUAGAAAUUGGACAUUGUCAUGACUCUGUUCCCUAGUUUGAUUUUUGUGUUGUUUGUUCUUUCACAUUGUUUAAGUUACAUAGCCCUGCUGAUAUUUUCAAUGUAAUAUUCAAAGGAUUUCCUCUAUAACUGAGGUCAGUCUUUUAUCACUUAUCCAUUAUUAAAUCCCCCAAACAACCAAUCAGAGCUAAAGCAGCCAGACAAGCUCUCCCACUAUAAAAUAUAAACAAACUGUUUCAGUUUACACCAACAUGACAGUAUCACACUUAUUAAAAAUAGGAAUAUCUCUGUAAAAACUUCAUGGUAACGCAUAACUUGCUUGUUUUCAAUAGAUUGUCCCUUAUAAUGUUUUGCACAGAGAGGAAACCAAUGUUCUGUUAAGGUGGACCAAGAUUUGUAGGUUGCUUAGCCACAUUCUUAGCACAAAAUUGCAUUCUUUAAAUCGUUUAUUUACAUCUCCAAAUGUCACUGAAGAAAAGGAUAUGGCCUUCUUGCUAACCACUUGCUACGAGUCUUAGGAAGAAGAGAAAGGGUGUUAGACGGAAACCAGGAAUUUGAACCAUAACACUGUGGACCAUCACUGUGGGAGAUAGAGAGUGCAUCAGAAUGUUGUAUAAUUUUGUAAGGUGGAUGCAUUUUGCUGAAAAUUAUUUUUCACUUAUUUCCUUGUGUAGAAAUUAUCUGUUGUCAAUGUCUUCUACCCAUUAAUUUAAGCCAACAGCAGGAGAGAAUCCCACCCAUCAGUCAAUUUACGCAAUGGUAGACGGUGAGAAAAUGUGUGUAUGUGUGCGUUGUAUGAAAGACUUUCCCCGACUCUCUGGACAUUUCUGUUCUGCUCCUCUGUAUUUGUAUUUAUGUAUUUGAGGACUUACACUGCCUUGUAUUUUAUGUACUGUUUGGCAAUGUGAUACUUGUCAAAAAUAGGAAAGGAGAGAGAGAGAACGAAGUAGACUUUUCUAAACUAAAAAAGACCAAGAGAUUAUACAGAUAAAACAUGGAUUUGAUAUUAAAGCAGGCCCCCAACCGAA